AUCAUGAUUGUAUAUGACAUGAUAGUUUCUCUUAAAAACAUUCACAAAUCAAAUUAUAUUCAUGGGGAUUUACAUUCAGACAAUAUUUUUCUAAGUAUGAGAAGUAAUGAAUGGCUUAUUGGUGAUCUUGAACAUUGUGGCCCAGCUAACAAAGCUUCCACAACUAUCUAUGGACGUAUGUCUUACGUGACUCCGGAACUUUUUGUGGGAGGAUCAAAAACGAAAAAGUCAGACAUUUAUGGCUUUGGAAUAUUAAUGUGGGAAAUUUAUUACGAAGAGUCUCCUUUUAAAAAUUAUUCUAAUCUUGAUGAACUUGCUCAUUUUGUUUUCUUUGAAGGUCGACCUGAAAUUGAUGAAAGCAUGCCAAUUUGGUAUUCUGAAUUAUUAAAAAAAUGUUGGGGCACAAAUCCAGCUAAACGACCGGACGCAGAAGAAAUUUUUAACGAAAUUGAAAAUCAACUGCAAAUUUUAUAUCAAUCUGGAGAAACUGAAUCUGAUUUUUUUAAAUUUGAUCGAAAAAAGAAAUACACUAAAUCAACUACCAUUAACACAAUAGGAUGUCAAAAAGCAGCAAAUGAUAUUUGCAACAAGUCAACCUACAUUAAUACUACAAAUGUUUUAAAGCAUUUAUUUACCAGCGACAGUAUGUAA
Racocetra persica is the source of this 651-nucleotide messenger RNA. The record is from the annotation of a GenBank genome assembly. Lineage: Eukaryota; Fungi; Glomeromycota; Glomeromycetes; Diversisporales; Gigasporaceae.